AACAACAACAACAACAAUCAUAUCCCAAUAUGGAUAAUAACGAACAUCAAGGCAUUACAAAACGAACUGUGAUCAUACACAAAGAUUCUCGUGGUUAUGGUAUGCGUAUAUCUGGCGAUAAUCCUGUUUUUAUUCAACACGUUAAUGAAGAAGGAGCUGCCUAUAAAGCCGGUGUACGAUCAGGUGAUCAAAUUGUCAAAGUUAACGGUACAUUAGUAACAAGAAUGGGACAUGCUGAAGUUGUACGUAUGAUACAAUCAUGUGGUGCAUUCGUUGGUUUAACAUUACAUACAACAACAACAAAUACUACUGCGGCAACAGUAUCGCCAAAUUCCAAUCAAUCCUUGAAUAAUACCAAUAACAACAACAAUAAUAAUAAUGGAACCACCAACACCACCACAUUAACUUCAUCAUCAUCGGAUCUUACUUUACGUCAUUUAUCACCAGCUAAUUCACCAAUACCACCAGCCAAUAAUAAUAAUAAUAAUAAUAUUCAAAGUCAUGGCACAAAUUCCGUAUCAAUGACUUCGUCUUCAUCACCAUUUGCAACGGUUUCCACAUCUUCCAAUUAUUCAUCAAUGUAUCCAAUGAAUAUGGUUAUAUUGACUAGUAAUAAUCCAAUACAGAUAACAGGACCACAACCGGUACCAGAAUCAACACAACAACAAUAUCAUGAAAAUCAAAUUCGUACAUUGAAAGAGAUGAUAAAUAAAGAACAUAGACAUUUGGAAGGAUUGAAAUUAAUGUGUGCAAAACAGACAGAAUUGGAUAGCUGCCAGAAACGUAUCAAUGAAAUGACAUCUAAAUUAGAGAUGCAUCAAUCAAAUAUAACCGCAUAUAUGAACAACAACAGCAGUAGUAAUAAUCAUAGUAGACAACAUAGCUUUGAAAAUUCUACAUCCCCAUCUGUUCAGGAUUUUUCCUCACCAUCCAUCAUCACUCAUCAUCAUCAUCACCAUCAACGUACAAAUUCAUCUGAUCAAUCAAUAAUUGGUUCGAAUUCUAAAUCACCACGUAUAAUGCCAAUGGAUGAAGAUGUGGAUAAUGAUGCAGAAAAUUCCGGUAUCUAUCCAUAUGAAUAUAUUGAAGAUUUUGAUAUCGAUCGUGAUGUUGCUCGACAACAAUCUGCUGAUUUAACAUCCUCAACUGCUAAAUCAUCAACAAUAGGCAUUGCUAAAUCCGUAUCAAAUCCUUCGGUUUCAUUACGACCGGGUAAUAAUAGUAGAGAUAAGACAAAACGUGAUUCGAAAAUUAUGCCAAUAUUUGAAACACCAAUUGAAUCAUCAAGUGGUGGUGGUGGUGGAUCGAUAUUAAAUCCAAAAUCAUGGUAUAAUAUACAUCUAGAUUCAUUGCGUAUGAGUCGGUAUUUGAUUCAGCAUAAAAUGCAACCACCAAAUGAAUUAUUAUUCUAUGUUAUGGCGAGAAAUGUAUUUCCAAGAAUUGUUACAUCAACGGCCAUUCCAGCUGUAAAUAAAUUUCAAGUGAUACAACGAUGGGCCUAUCAAAUUAUAGCCACAUUUGUUACAAAAGAAUCACCAUUAUUUAUACAAGAAUUUCCACCAGAUUUUCUGGAACAAUUUGAUCGUAAUCUAACGGCAUUAAUAUCGGCAAAUCCAUCAGCAACAGAUGUUAUCGCUAGCCCAUUUGAUCCAUUUUUAAUGGCCAUCUAUGAAACAUUACGAAAACAAUGGGAAGAAUUUAUGAUGGCAACAUCAUCAUCAUCACAGAUGAUGAAUUCGAAUCCUAAACAUGAUCUACAGGCUAUUAUUGAAAUGUUGUUCACAACACAUACACAUAUUUGUAUGACACCACAACAACAGCCUAGUACACCAACAAUAGCAACAAAUUCAAAUAUGAAAAUUGAUCUUCGUGAUAUUGAUCCAAUAUUGGAUUCAUUUGUUGCAUUAGUAAAAUCUCAUCAAUCUGAAUCAACAAUGGCAUUGAUUAGUUCAUUAUUAGCUAUUGGUCGUUAUAUAUUCCACAUGACAACAUCUAAACAUUGUUUACUACUUGAAUGUUCAGGUCCUGGAUCAUCAUCAUCGUCAUCGUUUUCAUCAUCGAUAUCUUCUGCAUUACCUAUAAACAGCAACAAUUCGACUAAUACAAAUACAAGUAAUAAUCUGGCUCAAGUACCAACUUUGAAUCCAUUGCUUAAAUUAUCAUCUGAAUCAUCUCGUUCAUCAAAAUCUGGUCAUAAACGUAAUUCAAUGAUACCGAUUGGAUCGAAAUCAUUUACAUCAUCAUCUGGUUCCCAUUCAUUAGAUUUACAUUCACAUUCCAAUGUUGGAUCCGGUAUCACUGGUAGUGGUGGCGGUGGCGUUGGAAGCAUAGUAUCAUCAUCAAAUUUAUUAGCCAACAGUGGAUUUACAAUCGAAGAUCGAUCACAUUCAUUCGUAUCGAUAGUUGAAAUGAAUCAUAUAAUCUACUGUACUAGCUGUAUGUUACCUAUGUGGGGUGAUCCAUAUACAUGGAAAUGUACAAAAUGUUUAAUGUAUACACAUCAAUGGUGUAGAAAAAUUGCCGCUGCCAACAAUAUUUGUAAUAAUGAUACUCAUCAUCAACAUCAGAAUUCAACAUCAUCACAGCAAUCACAAUCUGGUAGUAUUAAUAAUAAGAAUAAUCGACGUGCAAAAUCGGAAAAGAAAUCUGUAUUUGAAAAAUUUGCCGUUGGAAAACGUCGACGUAAUCAUCCUAGUGAUUUUAAUAUUUUUACUUCAUUAGCUCGAACACAAUCAUCGUGUUCAUCAUCAUCAUCCACAUCAUCGAUAUCUUCGGAAAUUUCUAGUUCUGAUUUAGAUGAUUUUAUUCUAUCUACCACAAACUUGACAACACCAAACAACAAUAACAACAACAACAAUAAAAACACUGUCGAAGAUGAUGGUUCAAUGUUGACAAACAGAAAUCAAGAAUGUUCAAAUAUUAUAGCAUCCACAUCGGCAACACCAAAUCUAGUGAAUCGUUCCGGUUCGUUUGUUCAAAGAAAAAAGAAAAAAUCUUGUACAUCAGUUGGAUCACCACGAAAACGAUCCGAUCCGGCAUUAACUUCACGGCAGAUGAUUUCAACGAUGGCUAACAAUGGCCAGAAUAUGAUGAUCGGUGGUGUAGAAACCGUAGUUGCUGCAACAAGUGGAACAUUACCUCAAUUGACUAGUGCUAGAUCAAGUGGUGCAUUAAUGAAUUCUGCUUCUGUUGGUGCACAUGAUUCUGUUCAAUUUCGACCAAUUACCGGUCAAAGAGCCAAACAUAUGACUGCAUCGGAUUCAUCAUUAAUGUCAGUCACAUCGCAUUCAAUGAAAUCACGGAAUCCCAUUCCUGGUAGUAGUAGUAAUGGUGGUAAUGGUGUACCAAUUUUCUCAAAUACUGAAAGUCAAAAAUCUUCAUCUACAAAUCUAACAUCUACUUCUUCACCGCGACGUACUCGACAUAGAAAUACAAACGAUUCGGCUAUUCAAAUGGAUGGUAGCUCAGAAGAUGAUAUCGAUGAUCAACAAUUGAAUGAAAGUGAAACACCAGCUACAACCAUAUUGAAUGAAACUGAUGUUGAAAAAACAAUUCCACAGCCACCUCCACCACCACCACCGCCACCGUCAUCAUUAGUGCCACCUCCAUUACCCCCUAGACCUGAUUCACAAACGGAAAAACGUCGACAAAUUCAGAUGGAAAUCAUUCAAACAGAAGAGGAACAUUAUGAAGUGUUACGACAUAUACGAAAAAUCUAUCAAAAACCGUUGAAAAAAGAAAAAUUAUUCAGUUCCGAACAAAUUGAUAUUAUUUUCGGUAACAUUAAAGAAUUACGUCUCAUACAUAAGAAAAUUUUCGUCAAAAUGAAUCAUGCACACAAACUACAUAUGCAAUCGAUGAGUUUGGAUUCGUAUUAUUUGGAAGAAACGUUACAUGAAAUAUUCUGUGGUGAACUUGGCACACAGCUUGAACAGGAAGCAAGUAAAUUCUGUGUGAAUCGUAAAAUUCGAAAUGGAACUGAACUAUGGAAUCAACGGAAAAAAGAUUCUCGUUUACGUCAAUGGGUCGAUUCUGAAUGUCGUACACGUUCGAUACCGGAUAAUCCAUUGGCUCGUUUAGGUCUGGAUGAUCUGUUGAGUCGUGUUUUUCAACGUCCCCUUCGUUAUCCAUUAUUGUUUGAACGAUUGCUGAAAUCGACGCUCAAAGAUUCACCUGGCCAUCGAUAUUUGGAACAAGUGAUGAUCAGUAUACGUCGUUCGAAUGAACGAAUAAAUGAAGAAACGAAAAAAGCUGAAUUACGUGCCAGACUUGUCGAAUUGAUACGUAAAACAGAUUUUUCCAAUUCAUCGUUUCAAGUUAAUCUUGAACAACAUGAAUUAUUGCAUGAAGGUCCACUUAUUUGGCGAAUUACCAAGCAAAAACUAGUCGAUGUUUUACUCGUACUUACUGAUCAGAUCAUUCUCGUAUUGACACGUGAAUCAAAUGAUCGUUAUGUACUUCGGACACACAUUAAUCCGACAACUAAACACGAACAUCGUCCACACGUUAAAAUGGAUGAUUUAUUGAUGCGUGAUGUAGCUACCGAUCAAUCGGCAUUCUUUUUAGUGUCUAAAAAUCAAGAUAUUAUCUAUGAAUUUGCCGCACAAACAACUAGUGAACGUAAAAAAUGGAAAGAAAUCAUAACUGAAGCUAUUAAUAAAUAUCGUACAAAUCGUUCGAUACCUCAUCAAUUACAAACACAAAGAUCAUUCACAUCAUCACGAUCAAUGACCAUGAUGGAUCUUAAAUCAACUACUACAAAUGAUUUGAUAGCAAACAAUCAUCCCCAUUAUCAUCAUCAACAUCAGCAUCAACAACAACAACAACCACCUCCAUUACCACCGCCGAUUCAAAAUCGACCAUUGCCUAAGCCUCCAAUCGAUAGUCAACAUUCAUCAUCAUCACCACCACCACCAAUUCCUCCACCAUCAGCAGCAUCAUUCGCUAAUAGACCAUUACCACAACCACCUAGUGAUUCUACACAACCACCUCCUUUACCUUCGACACCAUAUCCUACACGGGUGGAUGGAAAUGUACAAGUGGUCACUGCAAAUGAAAGACAUCCAUCAAAUAUAGAUUUUAUACCGUUCUCUCAGGUUAAAAUUAGUUCUGAACAGAAUCGAUCCGGACAGUUAAAUCGUAAUAAGACCGAUGAUCUGCAGGAAAUUAGUGAUAAUCUACAGAAUAUGAUUCAAGAACGUCGUCGUUCUGGUAUUCGAAAUUAUGAGGAUUUAGCACGUGAAAUACGUGAAAUGUCAUUAGUGUAUGAUGUUGCUAAACAUGAUGAUUCCAAAGAAAUUUUAAUCCGUCUCAUAACCGACAUGUUUCGAAAAGCAACCGAAUGGAGCUAUCAUCUUAUACAGGAUAAUGAUCCGGCUAAACAAGAAUUAUCACAACGUGUCCGUAAUUCGGUUGAAUCAUUUGUUAAAUCACAUAUCGAUUCAAAUUUUAUUCUACCAUUACCCGGAGAUGAUAUCGAUUCAAAUGUUGAAUGUCCGGAGACUUUAUUCGAUAAUAAUAGCAGACAACCAUCAACAUUAACAAACGAUAAUAUUAGCGCUAGUCCAUCUUCAUCAUCAGCCAUUGUUGAAUCGAUAAUUACACCGAUGAUGGCUAACGUACGGCUUUCAGCGUCAGCACCAACAGCUCCUAGGCCACAUUCGCUGACUCGAAUUCGACGAUCACUUAGUGAUAAUUAUGAAAAGUCCGAUAAAACCAAGAAGACUGGACUUGAACCAAUCAUUCAUGAUGAUCUUGAUUCGAAUUUGAUUGAUAAUGAAAGUAAUGAUAAUAAUUAUGAUAUUGUUACUGAGGAAAAUUUUCGUUUUAAUACAACACAAAAGCCAAAAUUAACUUCAAGUUUAUCUCAAACCAUAAACGAUUCAUCCAAUAUGGAAACAUUCGAUAAUAUUACACAGUUGAAAUCUAAAAGUCAACAUAAUUCAUCUAGACAUUCAGCACCAAUCAUAUCACCAGUUCCAUUAUCAUCCUCAUCUUCAUCAUCAAAUCCAUUUAUUUCAUCCGAAAUAAUGAAUGCUGCAAAUAAUAUCAUGACCGCAACACCAACUGCAGCUGCAACUACAACAACAACUAAUCUAGAGAUUAAUUCAUUAGGUUUUACUGAAGAAUUUGUAGUUGUUCUUGAUGAUGGUGAUGUUGUUGUUGAUGACGAAAAUAAUCAUCAUUUAGAUGACCAUCCUAAUAAUUUGAACAACGAUAACCAUCACCAUCGACAACAAAUAGACAAUGAUGAUGCUGAUGAUGAAUUGAUAUCGAACGAUGUUGAUAAAGAAAAUUUAUCUAUAUCGAAUACCGCCAAUGAACAUAAUCAAACAACACAAAAUAUUACAACACCGACUGUGACGACAACAACAUCAACAAGUCAAAUGUAUCUGAUUUGAUGUUGAUGAUGAUGAUGAGAUUUAUUCUUUCUAUUCUUCCAAGUAUUUUUUUUUCUGUUAUCUUGAAAUAUGUCUAACCACACCCCCACAUUCUCUAUAUAG
This is a messenger RNA of Dermatophagoides farinae (American house dust mite), 6503 nucleotides long. Lineage: Eukaryota; Metazoa; Arthropoda; Arachnida; Sarcoptiformes; Pyroglyphidae. The record is from RefSeq and is a predicted model, not a curated record.